This is a messenger RNA of Penicillium salamii, 1944 nucleotides long. Lineage: Eukaryota; Fungi; Ascomycota; Eurotiomycetes; Eurotiales; Aspergillaceae. The record is from the annotation of a GenBank genome assembly.
AUGACGUUCAACUUCAGCAAAAAUGUCUCGGCACAGCAGCUGGCUGACAUCCUGCCAAAUGGCGUGGCGAUCCUCGACCAUCGUUACCAACUGAUAUCCGUGAACCGCCGCUUUCGAGACCUGAUCCCAUGUCCCACGGCAAACUUUUCAGAGUGUUGGUUGAACUCGGUCCACAAAGACGACUAUGAGCGGGUGGCCAACGGGUAUCGGGAGACGGCAGAUUCGAAACGAGGGCUACGAAUCGAAUACCACACUCGCGAUCCAGACUCGAUGUGGUGCGUCAUGACGUUGGAUCAGUUAGGGAAACAGGAGGUCAAAUCACUUGGAGUCGGAGACGGCGGACUGUUCAUCUGCACUAUCGCCGACAUCACCCCAGAGAAAAAGGCCGAACUCGUACAAAGACAUGCUGCUGAGCAGGCACAAGAGCGCAAGAAACAGCAAGAGAGGUUCAUCGACAUGAUCAGCCACGAGAUUCGAAAUCCUCUAUCCGCAAUAUUGCAUUGCACCGAAGAUAUUCAAGAGGCUAUAUACAACAAGAAACCGGAACAAAUAUCCAUUUUGAACAUCACCGAGGCUGUUGAAACAAUCAGCCUAUGCAUCACACAUCAAAAGAAGAUCGUGAACGAUGUUCUUACAUUCUCAAAGCUUGACGCAUCAAUGCUCUCCCUAUCUCCUAAAAAGGUCCAACCCAAGCGACAUCUCACAACCCCACUUACAAUAUUCCGACCCGAGCUUCGAAAGCAGCGAAUACAGUUCGAAUAUAAAGCCGACGUAUCGUAUCACUCUUGCGACAUUGACUGGGUCAUGGCCGACCUGGAUCGAAUGAGCCAGGUUUUGAUCAACAUCCUUUCGAAUGCAAUCAAGUUUACCGCAAAAUCAGAGAGCGAUCGGUUCAUCCGUGUGUCCAUGGGUGCCUCUAUAGAGCGUCCAUCAUCAUAUCCGCCGAAUAUCGUCUUCUUCGAGUCCGGGGAAUCUGCACUCCGCAAGGAUGCUACCAACACCGCUGAAUGGGGAGAGGGCGAGGUGGCGUACAUCAUGGUUGCCGUCAAAGACUCCGGCAUUGGAAUCACCGACCGGGCUCAGAAACGGCUUUUCGAACGAUUCAACCAAGCAACUCCAAAGACUGAAAGUAUAUAUGGGGGUUCUGGUCUUGGCCUGAACGUGUGUAGGAAGUUGUGCCACCUGCACGGGGGUGAGAUCGGCGUGAGCUCACAGGAAGGCCAAGGAAGCACAUUUGGUUUCUUCUUCAAAGUCCGCCGAACGAAUCACACGAGCUCAGAUGGUCAUGGUGACCUAAACAUCUCAGGCAUGGACCGUCUUUGUCUUGAUAUCCAGACACUCGGAAAUGAAAUGCGCGGCAUCAAUCAGACGACGAAAGAGCCCGAAAUCUCACCAAACCCCCCAGAAGAAGAACUGUGGGAAUCAAAGCCAGGUGCUCCAAGUGAUCAAACCACUAAGCGAACUCACAGCAUAGCGCGUGAGGUUUCAGAUGAUCACAUGAAACGCAUUGAGCAAAGUUCAACUCACCAUGAAAAGCAGACUGGAAACGGUCAGCGUGUUCUGUUGGUCGAAGACAACAUAAUCAACAGACGUAUCAUCUCACGGAAGCUGGACGCACUUGGAUACGACAUAUCCGAGGCCAGUAAUGGCAAAGAGGCCGUUGAUGCCCAUCAAAAUGGCCAAUUUGAUUGUAUCCUCAUGGAUCAACAGAUGCCUAUAAUGGAUGGGAACCGUGCAACGAAAGAAAUUCGCAAUAUUGAAGGGAAAAAAGGCGGUCAUGUACCCAUCCUAGGCGUGACCGCAAAUGUCAGAGAGGCCCAGCGAGACGAAAUGAUCAGCGCUGGCAUGGAUGAUAUCAUCCACAAGCCUUACGGGACCCAGGAACUUGUUGAAAAGAUCAACAAGAUGUUGCCAAAGACCGGCAAUGAUGAAGCGGGUCGAUGA